AUGCCUAUAUGGACGCGUGGAAACUACGUGCCCGAAACCAGACCGUUCGAGCCUCCCUACUUUUUCCGCAUCAGUCAGUGCCACAAAUGGGGCAAGGUUACCGACGAGAUGCGCGGCGACGAGCUUCUCUGGAGGACGUACUGGAAGCGCUUCAAUACCGUGGAGAUUCCCAUAUUGCCACAGGAUGAAUUCUUCGACACCGCACUAUCAAUUGCCGAGCUUGCAGGCGGCCGUCGGGAAGACUUUGAGAGGCUAUUCGAAGAAAAGAACAAACAAAGGUGGGGGGAGGUCAAGAGACUGCUGGGCAAGACCCAGUAUCACGCUGAACACAUUCUCAAAGGCAAUGCCUACGGAUAUGAGGCGGAUGUUAUAUGCGAUGGAUCCCGGGACAAUGCGCUCAACAGCCCUGACGAGCAGACGCAGGUCCCUGAUGACGAGUAUUUCGACAAGGACGGCAUGCCACGGUCGCAGAGGUUCAACUAUGACCCCGACAUCUGUUUCUAUGAGGAGCCCUCGACCCAGGACUGGAGAGAACACCUCAUGGCGGAUAAUGUUUUCUACAUAGGCUCGUACACCGUCGAGUAUGCGCCCCCCGAGUCGAACGAUGGCAGCAGAGGAGCUCCGAAUCCUGAGAUCGGGGAGAACCCCUCCAGGUCGCCGCUUCGGUCACACAACCCAUCUACUCCGGAAACCCGACAUGAAGAAAAGACGACACAAACAACGACGCAGAAGAAGCGGAAGCGAAAGAGUGUUCGCUUUGAUGAUGUCGAGAUCGACAAACUUCAGCACCAACAGCAACUGGGCACCGACGACGAACACGAUGAUGAUGAUCGUGCGGGCAAGCGCGCCAGACUGGAUGUUUCAUCACCACCCGCCUCAUCCCUUGCCCGGCCGGCUGCGGAUGACAGUCACCUCGUGUAUCCUCCCCUAAUCAGACAUCUACAGCCCAAAGGGGACCCAGGAGAAAACCGCGAUACAACAAACGCUACGACCACGGGCGCACACACCAAGGCCUAGAAGAUCCUCUUCCCUGCCCACCGACACCAUCCGCUUCUUCCACAACAGCUACAGACUCGUCAGCAUCUCGAAAGAGGUCAAGACAGGACGACGAUCACGACAAUGGCUUCAAACGACAAAAGAUAGAAGAUUCCACUGGCCAGACGCUGCCAUCUCUCAGCUCAUCUUCUACACAGCAGACUGCGGACAAAAGAUUGGACGACAAGAAAGAAGAAGCUCACGAGGGUAGAAAACGGAGAGUCUCAAGUACACGUCAGUCACGCAACAGUCCUACUCCGGCCGCGCGACCUCUCAAUACUAGGUCUAGAAGGAGGAGCGGGCCAUCUUGCCUCAUGGAACUGGACCAAUCUGGCAAGGCUCGGUCAGUGUGACAUUACUUAUUGUCAUUAUACAGCUCGAAAGGUGCAGAAGAAGGGUCCUG
Messenger RNA from Trichoderma reesei QM6a, 1438 nucleotides. RefSeq lists its product as uncharacterized. Bases 1 to 1017 code for a protein of 338 amino acids. The record is from RefSeq and is a predicted model, not a curated record. Lineage: Eukaryota; Fungi; Ascomycota; Sordariomycetes; Hypocreales; Hypocreaceae. The transcript has 4 exons.